Molecule: messenger RNA, 4145 nt
Organism: Conger conger (European conger)
Lineage: Eukaryota; Metazoa; Chordata; Actinopteri; Anguilliformes; Congridae
Gene: herc4
Product: HECT and RLD domain containing E3 ubiquitin protein ligase 4
Exons: 24
Coding region: 394-3537 (1047 amino acids)
Biological process (GO): protein ubiquitination; ubiquitin-dependent protein catabolic process
Cellular component (GO): cytoplasm
Molecular function (GO): ubiquitin protein ligase activity
Source: RefSeq, a predicted model, not a curated record
AACGCGACUGGGAAUGUGUUGUCGUCACACCCAAAGCAGCAUGUGGUAGUAGCUUGCUUAUCUGGAAUAGACCAGACGCCUAGCCAAGCUACAGUAACAGAAUUAGGCUUCUAGAAAGUCCUGGAAAUGACUGGGCAUUUCCCCAUCUGAGUUUGGUUAUUUCAACAUACCUAGCAGACAGAAAACAGACUGUUAAGCCACUCACUUGGUGGAUCUCUGUCUGAUGAUGGAAAGUUGACUUUGCUAGCUAGCUAGUUAACUGGUCUCUUAACUAAAAUGAAGUAUAUCUAAUAGCCAACUGUCUACGGCGUGGAGACAGAAAUUGAACUAGCAACAGGAAGUAAGCUGUCUACAGCAGUGGGAACAGGAAGUGGCUGGCUGAGGCUGACAGCCAUGCUGUGUUGGGGAAACACCUCCUUUGGUCAGCUUGGCUUGGGUGGGAUUGAUGAAGAAAUCGUGGUGGAGCCCAAGGACUGUCCAUUCUUUAAGGGGAAGGUGGUCUGUGAGGUUGGCUGUGGCCUUCGACACACAGCCUUUCUGUUGGGGGAUGGCUCUGUGUAUACUUGUGGCUGUAAUGACCUUGGGCAGCUAGGUCAUGAGAAAUCCAGGAAAAAACCAGAACAGGUGGGAGCCCUGGAUGCUCAGAACAUCGUGGCCGUGUCCUGCGGGGAGGCUCACACCCUGGCGCUGAAUGACAAGGGCCAGGUGUUCGCCUGGGGUCUGGCCUCCGACGGGCAGCUGGGCUUCACCGGCGCAGAGGAGUGCACCCGGGUUCCUCGAAAUGUCAAGAGCUUGUCAGAAGUUCAGAUUACCCAAGUAGCGUGUGGAUUCCGUCACUCCCUUGCUUUGUCGAAAGGAGGCAGUGUGUACUCUUGGGGUCAGAAUAAGUACGGACAGCUGGGGUUGGGGUCUGUUGACGCAAGCAAGGCCUCUCCCAGUGUCAUCCAGUCACUGCUGGGAAUACCAUUCGCACAGCUAGCAGCAGGGGGCGCCCACAGCUUCGCGCUUACCCUGUCCGGAGCAGUGUUUGGGUGGGGACGCAACAAGUUUGGCCAAUUGGGCCUAAAUGACAAUAACGACAGACAUUUUCCUGUCUUGCUGAAAUCACUUCGCUCUCAGAGGGUGGUGUACAUCUGCUGUGGAGAAGAUCACACGGCUGCUCUGACAAAGGAGGGAGGAGUGUUUACAUUUGGGGCCGGGGGAUAUGGUCAACUGGGGCAUAACAGCACAAACCACGAGAUCAACCCCCGCAAGGUGUUUGAGCUCAUGGGAAAUGUAGUUGCACAGAUUGCCUGUGGUAGGCAGCACACAUUAGCAUUCGUCCCUUCCUCUGGAAAGAUUGACUCGUUUGGACUUGGAGGAAACGGGCAGCUUGGCACUCGAUCCACAUGCAACAGGAAAAGCCCGGCUCCAGUGAAGGGCACCAGGAUGUUAAACAAUGGUCCCAGUGCCCUGAGCACAGGUGGUCCUCAGUGCUUCAAUGUGAAGAGAAUAUUUGCUGGUGGAGACCAGAGCUUUGCCCACUACUCCUCUUCUCAGAAUUCCAUGCUUAUAGAUGUCCGGGUACCUGACCCUGGCAAACACCUUUUUACACUGAACCCCGAUAUUAUUCAGCGUUGGCUGAGUCAUGCACAAGGACGACUGCCUCAGGAGAUUGCCAAUGAGAUUGAGACCGUGUUCUCUUCUGCAAGUUGCCUCAAUGGGAGCUUUUUGUCUGAAAGCCAUCCGGAUCAUUACAACACGAGCAGCAGAUGUUCAGGAGUGGACAUGAAUGCAGCGCGCCUCCUGUUUCACAAGCUGAACCAGCCCAACUUCUCACACAUCACACAGCAGAUUGCUGCCAGUUUAGAGAAGGCCCUUAUCCCCCGGCUCCUCAGCUCUCCUCCCGACAUCGAAGCCCUGCGCCUCUACCUCACGCUGCCUGAAUGCCCGCUGUUCCACGACCCCAACACUUUCCAAACCCUCGCUAUCCCAUUAGGCAAGGCUGUCAUCAGCCUGAAACCGGCUCCACUAAAGGUCCUAGAAAAUUGGUGGUCCAAACUUGAGCCUCCAGUCUUCCAAAGACUUGUGGACCUGUACAAGGAGGUGGUGGUGAACCUCUUGAGGAUACAGAAGAUUGGCAUCGCCCAUUCAGAGCACAGAACGCUCACCAGCUUUCUGCAUACUGCCCUGAAGUUCCUGGAGAUUCUGCAUGUUGUGAAUGAAAGAGCGGGUCAUAUCCUACAGUAUGACCGAUUCUACAUUCAAGAGUUGGGUGAGCUCAUUGACAUCAGAGGUGACUACAUCAACUGGAUUCAGCAGAUGUACUCAGGGGUACUGGAGUAUCCUCUUACCAUGUGCAGAUACCCAUUUGUAUUUGAUGCCCAAGCCAAAACCGCCUUGCUACAGACUGAUGCAAUGUUACAGAUGCAGAUGGCAGUAGACCAGGCCCAGAGGCAGAACUUCUCGUCCCUCUUCUUGCCUGUGGUGGAGUCGGUGGACCCCUGCCUGAUGCUCAUUGUCAGGAGGGAGAACAUCGUGGAGGACACGGUCGAGGUCCUCAGGAAGUCCAAAAAUGUUGACUACAAGAAGCCCCUGAAGGUGAUUUUUGUUGGGGAAGAGGCGGUGGAUGCAGGAGGUGUUAGAAAGGAGUUCUUCUUGCUUAUAAUGAGAGAGCUUCUUGAUCCUAAAUAUGGAAUGUUUAGGUACUAUGAGGAAUCGAGGCUAAUCUGGUUUUCCAACAAGACAUUUGAAGACAUAGAUUUGUUCCAUCUGAUUGGAGUCGUCUGUGGACUGGCCAUCUACAACCUGACUAUCGUGGAGCUGAACUUCCCUGUGGCACUUUACAAAAAACUGCUGAAGCGGAAGCCAACAUUGGAUGAUUUGAAGGAGCUCAUGCCUGAUGUUGGAAGGAAUUUGCAGCUCCUGUUGGAUUACACUGAAGACGAUGUGGAGGAGGCCUUUUGUUUGAACUUUGCCGUCACAGUGGAAAAUUAUGGUGCAACAGAAGUAUUUGAACUUAUCCAAGAUGGUAUGAACAUCAGCGUGAAUAAUUCAAACAGGCAGGAAUAUGUUGCUGCAUAUGUGGACUACAUUUUCCACAUGUCCGUAGCAGAGCUGUUUGAAGCAUUCUUCGCUGGAUUCCAUAAAGUCUGUGGAGGAAAAGUUCUUCAGCUGUUUCAACCCAAUGAACUCCAGGCAAUGGUCAUUGGAAACACAAACUAUGACUGGAAAGAACUGGAAAGGGGUACUGAAUACAAAGGAGAAUACUGGCGUGAACAUCCAACAAUAAAAUACUUUUGGGAAGUUUUCCAUGAGCUGCCUUUGGAGAAGAAGAAAAAGUUUCUUUUGUUUCUGACCGGAAGUGACCGUAUCCCCAUCUUGGGAAUGAAGAGCCUGACUCUGGUCAUUCAGCCGACAGGAGGGGGGGACCAGUACCUGCCUGUGGCACACACCUGCUUUAAUCUGCUGGACCUGCCCAAGUACAGCAGCAAAGACGUGCUAGAGGCCAAGCUUAUGCAAGCCAUCAAUCACUACGAGGGCUUUAGCCUGGUCUGAGAACCUCAUUCAAAUCCACUGCGAAGAUCAUACAGACGAUGAAUAAAUACCAAGGCCUCAGAUCGCCAGAAAAAAGGCUGACAAAGGUCUGACCUACAACACAUCUAUGCUUUAGCAUUUAAGGCAUUUUUCUUUUUUGUUUUCCCCCUACUUGCCUGCCUGAAUUCUGCCAAAAGGAUGAGAAACGACACACUUUUCUGAAUGAGUGAAUGGACUCUAUUAUACAAUGCAGUAUUCCCACCCAUCUGUUUAAAAGCAAAUGCUUUGUGCUUCAGGACAUUAAUGGGGUUUCAAAAAUGAGCUUAAGUAUUUCAACAACCACUUGUUUGUAUUUUCAGUAUCCUUUUUGAUUUUUAUUAUUGAUAGAUAUUGAAAGCUUCCCACGCAAGUGCACCAACUUCAGUGAAUGAACACUAUUUUCACAUUGUCUUAAAUCAAUGGUAAAUUAUACAAUGAAUUAUCUCCCCCCUCCCAGUAUUUUGACAAAUAAUCUGUAGUGAAAGGAAAUGCAACAGCAUUCAAAUGAACAUUUUAUUCCAGCUUCUAUUUUGAAAAGGGGAUGUAAAACUAGAUUCUACAGUUGAAAAUAAACCAAGCUCUUGAGUGUU